AGCAACAUUUUUUUUGUCUUCACAGUUUGUAAUGUAGAGGAGAUUAUCAAUUAACAGAUUAAUUAACAUUGGAUAACUUUACAAAGGAUUUAACAGUUUACAUCUUCUGUUUUGGAUAUUAAUUAAGAUCACAAAUGAAAGAAACAUAACAAUAAAUUAUUCUCUGAAAAUAGUGACACAACUAAAUACAAACAUCCAUAGAAUUUGAAAGAAACACUAUCAUUUUGGUAUUUAUGACAAAUUAUUCUCUCAUAAUGAAUAAUUUAACUGAACCAAAAAACUCUGAUACAAGAGAGAAGCCAUAUCAUUGUGAUAUCUGUGGUAAAUCAUUCUCUCAAAGAAGUAACUUGAAUAAACACAGACGCAUUCAUACUGGGGUAAAACCAUAUCAAUGUGAUAUCUGCGGUAAAUCAUUCACUCAAAGUGGUCAUUUGACUUGUCACAAAACUACUCAUACUGGGGUAAAACCAUAUCAGUGUGAUAUCUGUGGUAGAUCAUUUUCCACAACAAGCAUUUUAACUAAACACAAAUGCGUUCAUAGAGGAGAGAAACCAUAUCAAUGUGAUAUCUGCGGUAAAUCAUUCUUUCAAAGUCAACAUUUGACUCGUCACAAACGUACUCAUACUGGGGAAAAACCAUAUCACUGUGAUAUCUGUGGUAAAUUAUUUUCUUGUUCUGGUUCCUUAAAAAGACACAAACGUGUUCAUACAGGAGAGAAGCCAUAUCAUUGUGAUAUUUGUGGUAAAUCAUUUUCUGGAAGUGGUGACGUGACAAAACACAAACGUACACAUACAGGAGAGAAGUCAUAUCACUGUGAUAUCUGUGGUGAAUCAUUUGCUAGAAAUAAUGGCUUGACUAAUCACAAACGUAUUCACACUGGGGAAAAACCAUAUCAAUGUGAUAUCUGUGGUAAAUCAUUUUCCAGAAAAGGCAUUUUAAAUGCUCAUAAACGUAUUCAUACUGGGGAAAAACCAUAUGAAUGUGAUAUCUGUGGUAAAUUAUAUUCUUCUCCUGAUCCCUUAAAAAGACACAAAGGUACUCAUAUAGGUGAGAAGCCAUUUUAUUGUAAUAUCUGUGGUAAAUCAUUUGCUCAAAGUAGUGACUUGACUAAACACAAACGUGUACAUACAGGAGAGAAGCCAUAUUAUUGUAAUAUCUGUGGUAAAUCAUUUGCUAGCAAUAGUCGCUUGACUAGUCACAAACGCAUUCAUACAGGGAAAAAACCAUAUCAAUGUGAUAUCUGCAGUAAAUCAUUUUCCAAAACUGACACUUUAGUUCGUCACCAACGUCUUCAUACUGGGGAAAAACCAUAUCAAUGUGAUAUCUGUGGUAAAUCAUUGGCUCAAAGCGGUGAUUUGACUAAACACAAACGUACACACACAGGAGAGAAGCCAUAUCAUUGUGAUAUUUGUGGUAAAUCAUUUUCUGGAAGUAGCGACUUUACAAUACACAAACGUACACAUACAGGAGAGAAGCCAUAUCAUUGUAAUAUCUGUAGUAAAUCAUUUUCAGACUGUAGCAGUUUUAGUAAGCACAAACGUAUUCAUACAGGAGAGAAGCCAAGUCAUUGUAAUAUCUGUGGUAAAUCAUUUUCUGUAAGUGGUGAUGUGACAAAACACAAACGUACACAUACAGGAGAGAAGCCAUAUCAUUGUAAUAUCUGUAGUAAAUCAUUUUCAGACUGUAGCAGUUUUAGUAAGCACAAACGUAUUCAUACAAGAGAGAAGCCAAGUCAUUGUAAUAUCUAUGGUAAAUCAUUUUUUAGAAAUUCUGAUUUGAUUAGUCACAAACGUAUUCAUACUAAGGAGAAACCAUAUCAGUGUGAUGUUUGUGGUAAAUCAUUCUCUCACAACAGUACUUUAAAUAAUCACAAACUUAUUCAUACAGGAGGAGAACCAUAUCAUUGCAAAAUCUGCGGUAAAUCAUUCUAUGCAAAAGGCCUCUUACGUACACAUGUGAGUAUUCAUACACAACUGUAACAGGAUCACUAUCAAAAUUUAUUACAACAGGACAACAAUUAUGAAUAUUUUGUCUGCUAAAAGACAGGGUUUAUUAUUCUUCAAGCUUGACAUGAAAUCCAUGAAUCUCAACUUCAUUAAUAUGUAUAUAUCUAAAGACAUCAACACAGAGAUGACUUUGAUUUCUGAAGAUGAUCGUGCUGGAUUUUUGAGGAAUUUGUUAGAAAAUAAUGAAUAAAAGUUUUAAAUGAUAUUGA
Messenger RNA from Octopus bimaculoides (California two-spot octopus), 2215 nucleotides. RefSeq lists its product as uncharacterized. The record is from RefSeq and is a predicted model, not a curated record. Gene Ontology annotation, molecular function: DNA-binding transcription activator activity, RNA polymerase II-specific; RNA polymerase II cis-regulatory region sequence-specific DNA binding. Lineage: Eukaryota; Metazoa; Mollusca; Cephalopoda; Octopoda; Octopodidae. Gene Ontology annotation, cellular component: nucleus. Gene Ontology annotation, biological process: regulation of transcription by RNA polymerase II.